AAGAGCUCCGACUGACCGUCCCGCAUCAUGUCCUCAGACGUCCAGCUGCGCGAGCAAACGGACCAGGAGAGCAGCGACCCCGCGGGCGCCAGGACAUACUGAGAGCAGGUUUCAGAAGUCAACGUCCUGCCCAUAGUGAUCUGAGCGGCUGUACCUGAGCGAGCUCACCAUGGAUACAAUAAACUUCACCUUCUGGAAUGCCUCAGACGGCAACGAGACCAUGGAGACGGUGGACGAGAGUCCCUAUAAGACAGUGGAGGUGGUGUUCAUUGUACUGGUGGCCGGAUCGCUGAGUCUGGUGACUGUGAUUGGGAACAUCCUAGUCAUGCUCUCCAUCAAGGUAAACCGGAGUCUGCAGACCGUCAACAACUACUUUCUGUUCAGCCUGGCCUGCGCCGACCUCAUCAUUGGCCUUUGCUCUAUGAACUUAUACACAGUCUAUAUUGUAAUCGGAUAUUGGCCAUUAGGCCCGGUUGUGUGUGAUUUGUGGUUGGCGCUGGAUUAUGUGGUUAGCAAUGCCUCUGUGAUGAACUUGCUGAUUAUCAGCUUCGAUAGAUACUUUUGUGUCACCAAGCCACUCAGCUACCCAGUCAAGAGGACCACUAAGAUGGCAGGAAUGAUGAUUGCAGCGGCAUGGGUGCUGUCGUUCAUCCUUUGGGCUCCGGCCAUCCUGUUCUGGCAGUUUAUCGUCGGCGGGCGCACGGUGCCAGAGAAGGAGUGCUACAUUCAGUUCUUCUCCAAUGCCGCGGUUACUUUUGGCACAGCUAUAGCUGCUUUCUACCUGCCCGUCAUCAUCAUGAUGGUGCUCUACUGGCAGGUUUCCCGCGCCAGCAAGAGUCGUGUCAAGAAAGACAACCGCAAGCCAUCAGGCGGCAACCUUGAUGUAGCCUCGUCCAAUCAGAUCCGUGAAAACUCAGCCAACAAACCCACCAACAACAAUCUGACAGCUGAAGAAACAGAUCGAGGACAGACCCAGCUAACAGAUGACACUAUUAACCAACAUGAUGCCAAGCUACAGAACGGCAAAGCGCCAUCUACGGCGAGCGGAGAAGCGGAAGAAGCAGGACAAGCAAACUGCAUUCCUGCCGAGGAGAAGGAAAGCUCUAAUGACUCCACUUCAGGAAGUGGUGCUGUAACCAAUCAAAAAGAAGAGGCGGCGCCACCAUCAGCAGCAGCAGCCAAUGACAGCCAGGCUUCAACAAGACACCGCGCCAAAGCUGGCGGAUCCAAACUAACAUGCAUCAAGAUCAUCACCAAAUCACCAAAAGGAGAUUGUUAUGCGCCUUCAAAUGCGACGGUGGAGAUCGUGCCGGCAGUCGAAAGGCAGAACCACGUGGCGAGGAAAAUAGUGAAGAUGACCAAACAGCCGCCCAAAAAGAAAAAAGCCCCGUCCUCCAGGGAAAAGAAGGUGACGCGCACCAUCAUGGCCAUCCUGGUGGCGUUCGUGGCUACUUGGACGCCUUACAACGUGAUGGUGCUGAUCAACACCUUCUGCUCCAGCUGCAUCCCCAACACGGUGUGGACCAUCGGAUACUGGCUCUGCUACAUCAACAGCACCAUCAACCCGGCCUGCUACGCCCUGUGCAACAUCACCUUCAAAAAGACCUUCAAACAGCUGCUGCUCUGCCAGUACAAGAACAUUCGCUCCACCCGAUGAGUGGCGGCGCAUGUGUGUGUGAGUGUGUGUGUGUGUAUGCUGUAUAUUGUGUUCUGGUGACACAGGUCUAUGUGUGUGGACGUGUGAGUAAUUAUCAAACAGAGAUUGACCCAUUGACAUCCAUCAUUUAAAGUUCUACAAAUACUCAAAUUACAACGCUGCAAAUCAGACUGCAGUACACACUUUACCAUCUUUAAAGAGAUAGUUCAUGCACAAAUUAGAACGAUGUCAACAUUUACUCCAUUCAAUUUAAGUUUAUUAAACAAUAAUUACUGUUUUAGAGCUGCACGGUGGCGCAGUGGGUAGCACGAUCGCCUCACAGCAAGGUCGCUAGUUCGAGCCUUGGCUAAGUGAGUUGGCAUUUCUGUGUUUGCAUGUUCUCCCCGUGUUCGUGUGGGUUUCCUCUGGGUGCUCAGGUUUCCCCCACAGUCCAAAAAAAAACAUGCGCUAUAGGUGAAUAGGGUAAGCUAAAUUGUUCGUAGUGUAUGAGUGUGAAUGAGCGUGUAUGGGUUUUUCCCAAUGAUGGGUUGCACCUGAAAAGGCAUCCGCUGUGUAAAACAUAUGCUGGAUAAGUUGCUGGUUCAUUGUGGAUUACUAAAGGGACUAAGCCAAAAACGAAAGGAAUGAAUGAAUAAUGAUUGUUUUGAAGCAGCUCCACAAAAAGUGCACAUUACUGCAUUACAAUCAAACUCAGAAAAGUUAAGCUACUCAGUCUUCACUGGGGCUAAACUUAUUUGAGUUUCUUCCUUGAUUUGAGCUUUGACAUGGGCAUGGCCAAUUUGAUAUGGGCAGGAGAACUGACUAAAACCUCAUAUCAGGUGAAUAAUAUACAGUUAUCAACAUUCGAAAAAUCAAAAAUGUUUUCAAAAUUGGCUUUGAAAGAAUGGGAGUUGUUCAAUAGUUUGAGGACAAUUUUGUUGAAAGGUGAUGAUCCACUUCAAAUGUUGACUACUGUAUAUCACGAUAUAAUAGCGUUUCUGUAAAUUCAAUCAAUUGUACUCACCUUUAUUCAGUGUCGUAGCGGAUGGGGGGGUUGGACCCGCUUGAUGAGGGGGUCCUGUGUGGUCCACCCCCCACUUUUCAGUAUGAGCAAUUCCAACCCCCCCACCCCGAUCUUCAGUUCGCGAUCGCCGUCAGCCCUCCUUCACCUGGGGCCCCUAUCACAAAAUUUUUGCAGGGGGGGCCACGCAUUUUACAUUACGCCACUUCCUUUGUUAUACUACAUCUAAAAGAAAAGUAUAUACUCAUAAACCUACUCAUUUGUGAUCAUAUUUAUCAUUUUAUUUAGAACUUUAUUUAGGCACCAAUAGCCUAGUGGUGAGUGCGCCGACAUAUAGCACCCAGAUGCUCACGGUGACCAGAAUUCAAUUCCUGGCUUGAGGUCCUAUGCUGAUCCUUCCCCUCUCUCUGCUCCCCAUACUUUACUGUCUGUAAAUCUCUACUGUCCUAUCAAUAAAGGUGAAAACCCCUAUAAAAAUAAUUUUUAAAAAAAGAUUUAGCUAUUUUAAAUGAUUAAAAUAUCUGAAUGCCAAAUGUAAAUGUUGUACUUUCAAGAUUGCAUCUUUCUCAAGAUGCUGUUAUUCAUGUUUCUGUCUGCAUCCACGUAAUGGCGUGUGAUAUUGCAGACAUAUAAAUUAUGAAAAAGUACUACAGUAAAGUUGCAGCUGGAAGGGCAUCAGCUGCGUAAAAACCAUAUGCUGGAUAAGUUGGCGGUUCAUUCCGCUGUGGCGACCCCUGAUUAAUAAAGGGACUAAGCCGAAAAGAAAAUGAACGAAUGAAUGAAUUACAGUAAACAAUGAAUUUUGUGACACCACAAAUAGAGCAGGGGUUCACAGUCUCACUCCUGGAUAUCCGCUGUCCUGCAGAUUUUAGCUCCAACCCCAAUCAGACACGCCUGGGCUAGCUGAUCAAGCUCUUAAUAGGCUUCCUAGAAACAUCCUUGCAGGUGUGUUGAGACAAGUUGGAGCUAAAAUCUGCAGGACACCGGAGCUCUAGAACCGAGUUUGGGAACCCAUGCAGCAGAGCAUAAUAAGAAAUUAUUCAUUCAUUCAUUUUACUUCGGCUUAGUCCCUUUAUUCAUCAAUGAACCGCCAACUUAUUCAGCAUAUGUUUUUCACAGCGCAUGCCCUUCCAGCUGCAACCCAGUACUGGGAAACACCCAUACACAUUCACACACACACACACACACACACACUUAUAUACUACGGCAAAUUUAGUUAAUCAAUUCCCCUAUAGCGCAUGUUUUUGGACUGUGGGGGAAACCGGAGCAACACGGGGAGAACAUGUAAACUCCACACAGAAACACCAACUGACCCAGCUGGGGCUUGAAC
Molecule: messenger RNA, 3987 nt
Organism: Danio aesculapii
Lineage: Eukaryota; Metazoa; Chordata; Actinopteri; Cypriniformes; Danionidae
Gene: chrm2a
Product: cholinergic receptor, muscarinic 2a
Exons: 2
Coding region: 170-1657 (495 amino acids)
Biological process (GO): regulation of heart contraction; adenylate cyclase-activating adrenergic receptor signaling pathway
Cellular component (GO): plasma membrane
Molecular function (GO): G protein-coupled acetylcholine receptor activity
Source: RefSeq, a predicted model, not a curated record